AUGCUCUCGGGUGUGGGCAUCACCGAUACGAACACGAAACUAAUACUCAACAUCAUCUACUCCGUCAUUGGCUGGGUCUUUUCAACCGCGGGCUCUCGUCUCCAUGACGUUGUUGGCCGCCGUAGAAUGCUCAUUUCCACCACCGCAGGUAUGACUGUCUGCCUAGCUAUUGUUGCCGGCUGCUCGGCAGGCUACACAGACUACGGCAAUAAGACGGCGUCCACGGCCAGCAUCAUCUUCAUCUUCGUCUUUGGUGCUAUCUUCGCCACAGGCUUCACGCCGAUGCAGCCCAUCUACCCGGCUGAGGUUGUCAGCAACAAGAUGCGUGCCAAGGCGAUGGGAACUUUCAAGCUCACGGCAAGUGCGGCGGGAUUUCUCAACACGUUUGUUGGGCCGAUUGCCCUUUCGAAUAUUGGCUACUGGUUUUAUGUCUUUUUUGUGGCUUGGGAUAGUUUCGAAAUGGUAUUCAUGUACUUAUUCUUUGUCGAGACCAAGGGUUUCACAUUAGAGGAGCUGGAUGAAGUGUUCGAAGCAGAAAACCCUCGUAAGGCUUCAAUAGAGGCAAGGAAGAGACAACAGGAGAUCGUGAGGGCCAGUACGGCCGCGGCUUGA
Molecule: messenger RNA, 612 nt
Organism: Colletotrichum fioriniae
Lineage: Eukaryota; Fungi; Ascomycota; Sordariomycetes; Glomerellales; Glomerellaceae
Source: RefSeq, a predicted model, not a curated record